CUCAAUUGAGAGAUAAAAAAACACGCGCUUCUCUUUCUGUACAAAUCAAAACAAGAGGUAUUAAAUAAUUUUACCUCUGUACUGGUAGCCGUGAGCUUAUAAAUACAAUUUGGAUUUUGGUAUUCAAUUUACUUAAGUCUUGAAACGCAAAAGGUGAAGACGUAAAAAUUUGGUGGAAAGGUAGUGAAGAAAUCAUGGAUACGUGGAUAUAUCUUCUAGUGGGUGUACUGGGCUUUGCUUGGUACUAUAUAAAGAGAUCAUACAACUACUGGAGUGAUCGGAAUGUUCCCGUUGUUGCACCUACAUUCCUUGUGGGGAACCUUGACCCCUUGGGAAGGAAACAUUUCUCGAAGCUCAUUAAAGAAUCCUACGACACUUAUAAGAAACAAUCUGACUUUGUUGGUUUCUACUUCUUCACAUCACCACGCAUAAUUCCAACUAACUUGGAUGUUAUUAAGAAUAUUUUGAUCAAAGACUUUAAUAACUUCGCCGACAGGAAGGUGUACUACAAUGAAGAAGAUGACCCACUUUCGGCACACUUAUUCAGCCUUCGUGGUGAGAAAUGGCGCGUAUUUAGGCAACAGUUGUCACCUACAUUUACAUCUGGAAAGAUGAAGAUGAUGUACCCAUUGGUGGUUAAGCAUACCGACGCAUUAAAUUCAUAUUUAAGGAAACAUAUGCAUGGCGAACCAAAGAAUUUCAGGCAUGUUUGUGCUCGCUUUGCAGCUGAUGUUAUUGGACUCACUGCAUUUGGGCUUGAGUGUAAAGCAUUGGAGCAGGACGAUACGGAAAUUCUUAGGAUGAGCGAACUUUUCUUCAACUUUAACACCAUUGCCAAACGCCUUAAAUUCUUCUUCUUCCUUACAUUUGAGGAUUUAGCUAAGACAUUACGUCUUCGCUUUAAUCCUAUGGAAAUGGAAAAUUUCUUUAUGAAGGUCAUCAGGGAAACGGUACAACAUCGUGAGAGUGGAAAGGUGGAUCGGAAUGAUUUUGUAAAGCUGCUGCUUCAAGUGAAAAAUAACAAGGAUAAGUCGAUUACACAGAGUAUGACUUUCAAUGAAAUGGCAGCUCAGGCGUUCAUUUUCUUCUUUGGCGGUUUCGAAACAACAUCCAUGACCAUGCAGUAUUGCUGUGCUGAAAUAGCACGCAAUCAGGAGAUACAGGAUCGUGUGCGUCAGGAGACACGCGAAGUUUUGAAGAAGUACAACGGAGAAUUGACUUAUGAAGCUUGUCAGGAGCUCACCUACUUGAGACAAUGCAUAGAUGAAACUCUGAGGAUGUAUCCACCUGGAUUUACUUUAUUCCGAUCUGCAAUCAAUGACUACAAAGUCCCUAAUUCUUCUUUGGUCAUUGAAAAGGGGAUGCAAGUUUUCAUUCCUGUCUAUGCUAUCCACAUGGAUCCAGAAAUUUAUCCUAAACCCAACGUUUUUGACCCUGAUCGCUUUACGCAGGAGAACAUUAAAAAUCGUCACCCAAUGGCCUACAUACCUUUCGGUGAUGGACCAAGGAAUUGCAUCGGGAUGCGUUUUGCUCUGAUGGAGUUGGCUGUAGCCAUAUCAAGUAUCGUUGACAAUUUUAAAUUAACUCUCAAUCCGAAAACUAAGACACCUUUUCAAUUCGACCCCAAAGAGAUUAACAUCUACCCUGAGGGUGGCAUUUACAUUGAUGUCCAAUCCUUAAAAUGAAAAUAUUCUGCGGAUUUUAAUUGUUAACGCUGAAAAGCAAUAUUUUUGUUUGUUAAAAAUAAAGUUUGUUCUAAAAUCCUUUACAUAACAUUAUUCUUUAAUUAAAAAGUUUAACAAUCUUCUUCGGUUUUUCAUGGAAUUUUGCACACUAAUGCUUUUCAAAGCUUUGUCAUUAAAUUUUGCUGUUUACCUUUGACAGUGCAUAUUGUACAAACAAGUAUGUAACCGUAUGGUUGGCAUAGUAUAUCACUGGUUUUUGUGUACUGGAACAUCAUAAAUCCUAUCCUCGUACGUACCUAUAUGAAAAUUUCAAAUGUCAUGUGCGUAGUGAUUGAACUGCAAAAGUUUGUACUUGCCUCAAACUGAUUUAUUUGUCGGUAAAAAAAGUCAGAGAAGAAGUAAAGUGCAACCGUGUUUCGCAUUUCAAACACACAUACAGAAAUACAUCUACUAUAUAAUGGAAAAGUUCAUUAAAAUUUCAAAUAGCAUUUCCUCUAACAUUUUUCACGUCGUGACACUACCCUU
Messenger RNA from Lutzomyia longipalpis, 2210 nucleotides. Its product is annotated as cytochrome P450 6a2-like. The record is from RefSeq and is a predicted model, not a curated record. The transcript is spliced from 2 exons. Lineage: Eukaryota; Metazoa; Arthropoda; Insecta; Diptera; Psychodidae. Gene Ontology annotation, molecular function: heme binding; oxidoreductase activity, acting on paired donors, with incorporation or reduction of molecular oxygen; iron ion binding. Bases 195 to 1685 code for a protein of 496 amino acids.